This is a messenger RNA of Triticum dicoccoides, 1123 nucleotides long. Its product is annotated as probable E3 ubiquitin-protein ligase RHY1A. The coding region runs from base 140 to 928 and encodes 262 amino acids. Gene Ontology annotation, biological process: ubiquitin-dependent protein catabolic process. The transcript has 3 exons. The record is from RefSeq and is a predicted model, not a curated record. Lineage: Eukaryota; Viridiplantae; Streptophyta; Magnoliopsida; Poales; Poaceae. Gene Ontology annotation, cellular component: nucleus. Gene Ontology annotation, molecular function: ubiquitin protein ligase activity.
GCGAGUAGGCGACUGUGGCGAGUGGCGACAGAGCGGCACACACGUCGGCUGGCGGCCGCAGAACAAAAAAAGAGGACGCCAAGAUGCGGUAGUACAAGGAAAGGCGAGGCUUCUUGCUCACUUCUCUCUUGCCCUCUGCAUGCCGAUAGCCGCUAAGCUCUUCUACUACCAGCGCCGCCGCCCGCCGCCGCCACCGCUUCCGGAGCCCACCGAGCCCCGCAGCGUCGACUCCUCCGCCGCCCGCCGCCGGGUUCACCCCAUUCGCUCCGCGCACCACAGGCCGGGCUAUGAAGUUCUUCGAGGAAGCCAGAGAGAGCGAGGGGCGUCUAGCGGAAGCAUAACCGAGCCAACAAGGAACGUGCUCUUCAGCACAAGACAAAGCUGCAACGCAUCAAAUGACCGACUUCCUGAUGCGGUUCAACAGGCCAAGGAGAGGCUUCAUCAAAGGCUCCGAAGUGUAGACCUGUUUCCAGGGAGAAGGCUAGCAGCACCAGCCGUAGGAACCAUUUGGGCUGGACCUGAUCUUCCUUCGGAAUGUGAUAUCUGCACAUCAAAGGACGGCAGACUGGCCGACCGAACUUUUCUCUUCAACUCCAGAGCCUCCCUGUCAGACCACAAAGUUAAACAGAUCACAGCAGAGACGUUCAGCGAUGCGGCGGUGGUUGCGCCACAUCAUCUGAGGCCUGUCUCCAAAGUAGGAGAAGGAAUGAUCGAAGGCGGUGUUGCGGAGUCCUCAGUGGAUUGUUCGAUAUGCCUUGAAGGAUGCCAUGGUGCAUCAGACGGGCUGAUCCAGCUGCGCUGCAAGCACAUCUUCCAUUCGGCCUGCCUGGAGCACUGGCUGCAGUCCCGCGCCGAUUGUCCGUACUGCAGGGCCGGCGUCGUCCUAUCCUACCACGGAAAGAGUAUUAGCAGCGCGGUGCGGCUUUAGUGAAAGAACACUCGAGUUGCUACUUGCUGUGUGCUUUUUGAGAUGUUUGCUUCAGGAUCAAGUUUUGCUGCAGAAGGCUUGAAACAGAGCUGGCCUCGCUGCACCUCCUAAGUCUGUAACUCAGAUUCUGCAGUCCUCUGUGCACAUGAUCCUGCUCUUUUUAAUAACAGUGUUAGAGGCUGACUUGUCGUUCCA